AUGACUUCACAAAAGAUACCUCUUGAUUUUAUCAAAAGUAUGUUAACUGCAAAUGGAUUUGAAGAAAUGAGUGAUGAGAUGAUUAAUUUAAUUUCAGAAGAAGCAGAAAAUUCAAUUAGUGAAUUAUUCAAUGAAGCCACUAAAUUUAUGAGACAUUCUAAACGUAAAAUGUUAACAAUUCAAGACAUUAAUUCUGCAUUAAAAUUAAAGAAACUCGAACCAUACUAUGGAUAUAAUUCAUCAAUUCCAUUAUAUUAUCAAAGACUUCCUUCUAAUCAUGAAAUGUUUGUAAGACAAGAACAAAGUAUUGGAUUAAAUGAAAUUAUUCAUUGUCAAUUCUUCCCAGAUAUUCCACGUGAUAUUAAUGUUGGAUGUCAUUGGUUAACUGUAGAAGGAGUUCAACCAUUAAUUCCUCAAAAUCCAUCAGUUGUUGUUCAAGAAAAACAAAAACAAGAAGAAACUAUUGAAACAAAACCAAUAAUUCAACAUUCAUUAAGUAAAGAAUUACAAAUGUAUUAUGAUAUGGUAGUAGAAAUUCUUAAUACUAAUAAUAAGGAAAAAAUUGAUGAAUGUUUAGAUAGUGUAAGAACAGAUUCUGGAUUACAACAACUAACACCAUAUUUUAUUAGAUACAUUUCAAAUCAUACAUUGGCUAAUCUUGGUUCAUUAGAAAUAUUAGCAAAUAUGCUAUCUUUAGUAAAUGCUAUGAGAGAAAAUCAAAAUAUUAAUCUUGAACCUUAUUUACAUCAAUUAUUCCCAAUCAUUUUAACUUUAGUUGUAACAAAACAAAUUGGAACAAAUUCUUAUGAUAAUCAUUGGAAUAUUCGUGUUCAAGCUGCUGCUAUUGUAAAAAAAUUACGUGAUCGUUAUUCAGAAAAAUAUGGUCGUCUUCAUGCUCGUUUACUUCAAACUUAUUUACAAGCUAUUACUGAUGCAACAAAACCUUUAACAACUCAAUAUGGUGGAAUUGUUGGUAUUACUGCAAUGGGACCACGUGCUGUAUAUCAUUUAUUAGUUCCAGCAAUGAAAUCAUUAAAAGAAAGAUAUCUUGGAAGUAGUAAUGAAUGUAAAAUGUGCUUACAAGCACUUUUUGACGCUGCAUUUAUGCUUGCUGAAAAAAUGAAAGAAAUGAUGAUGGAUUCAAAACAAAAUGUUUGUGAUGAACUUCGUGACAAAAAGAAAGAAUUAGUUGCUGAUGAAUUUAAUAUUGAUGAAACAUUUAAAACACUUCAUGAAAUAUUUGGGGAUGUAAUAGUACCAACAAGUUUAGUAGAUCCAACUAUAAAAAAUAUUACGUUGUAA
Entamoeba dispar SAW760 is the source of this 1302-nucleotide messenger RNA. RefSeq names its product transcription initiation factor tfiid, putative. Gene Ontology annotation, biological process: RNA polymerase II preinitiation complex assembly; transcription initiation at RNA polymerase II promoter. The record is from RefSeq and is a predicted model, not a curated record. The transcript is spliced from 2 exons. Gene Ontology annotation, cellular component: SAGA complex; transcription factor TFIID complex; SLIK (SAGA-like) complex. Lineage: Eukaryota; Evosea; Mastigamoebida; Endamoebidae. The coding region runs from base 1 to 1302 and encodes 433 amino acids. Gene Ontology annotation, molecular function: transcription coactivator activity; RNA polymerase II general transcription initiation factor activity; protein heterodimerization activity.